AUGGAAGAAAUGCUUCACAAGACACAAGAAUGGUUGGACCGAAAACUGAGAGAAGCACCAUCUCCGGAAGUGACGCAGCGCAGAGCACAGCCGCUGGAUGCAUCUGCAUUGCUGCUUGAUUUGGACGCACAUGAGAAGAACAUUCGGGAGUUGGUCGAAUAUCAAGCUGCCGUGAACCGAUUGAAUGCCGAAGUACAACAGGAUCGACCAUUCAGUCGUCAGAACGAAUUUCGUUUCUCUGUGAAAGAAUUGAAGAACAAACUGGGCACCGUCGAGUCGCAGCUGAGCAAUGAACGGAAUCGUUUGGAUCAACUGAAAUCGUCCUCACAUGCAUUCGCUGAGCUGAUGCUCGAGGCCGUUUGGGUUCGAGAGAAACUAUUACAGCUAAAACGUUUGUCUCCACCCGGAACGAUUGGUGCAACUCAUCCCGCCCUUUUGGGUCAAAAAUUGUUGGGACUCCAGCAAUUGCGUCGUCAAAUUCGCAGUCAUUUGUUGGAGGCAGAGAACCGAAGACCUCGAAUGAAACGACUCUGUGAGGACGUGGAAAAAACUUAUUGCACGGAACGCUUCGCGCAAUUAGGGGUGAACACGAAGCAGUUUCAGGAUACUUUGUGCGAAAUCCGAGGCAGCUGGGCUACGGUUGACCUGGAAUUGGAGCGUUGGCGUCGAGAAACGGAGGUCGGUGAGAUGGUAUGUCAGUUUGCUCUGGACGCGGCAGAGAUUGAAGCGUGGAUUUCCGAGCAGGAGCUGUACAUGCUAGCUACGGACAGACCCAAGGACGAACAAGCGGCCACAAGCAGUUUGCGCAAACAUCGUGUACGCGCUGCAACCAUCGACCGUUGGUCAAAACAGAUCACUGCACUGCGUCAUCGCGGUCAGAAUUUGUGCAGCCACUUGGAGACGCUGUCCAGUUCACCGUCCAAACCGACCGAUGGCAGUCUGCGCAGUCACGUGCAGCUCAUUCAGACCUGCCUCAAUCGCAUUGACCAAGCUUCCAUCAGCCUGCACAGUCUAACCCGUGAAACCACAGCUAAACUGGAAGCAAAAGUGACCAAGUAUCGGUUACUGCGUGAAGUUGCUGACCUCGAGGCAUGGAUUGCAGAGAAGUCCAAAGUGGCUGUCAGUCAUGAGCUCGGAAACGAUUUGGAUCACUGUUCUGCUCUCCGAGACCGAUUUUCCAAUUUUAUCAAGCUGACCGUACCCGAUGGAUCGAAACGUCUGUCCACUGUCACUUCUCAAUGUGUGCGACUUAUCGGCCAGGGGCAUCCUGACGCAGCAGAUAUUGCCACGGCAAAGGACAAUGUGAAUGAGGCAUGGGCCGAUUUGUUGGAGUUAAUAGAGACCCGUAAACAAUUGCUCAAAGCCGCCUGGGAUAUGCAUCAUUUUGUCAAUGAUUGUCAGGACGUCGAGGAGAGGAUCACACAUAGAAUGGAAAACCUACCAACAGUGCCAUCUGAGGCUCAGAUUACUGGCAAAAAGCAAGGCCUUUCCGGAUGUCAUCGUAGUCAGGCUAGUUUAGAACAAGAACUGAACUGUUUGCGUGAGCAAGUGGAACGCUUGACAUCCACAACCAAACGUCUUUUACCCCGAUAUGCCGGUUCACAAGCAGAACAGUUGCAAGCUCGAAAUGACCGUGUACAGGCAAUUUGGCAGCGUUUGUGCGCGGUGGCCGACGGACGGACUGGGAUGCUAGACUCAGCCGCUCGAAUCCAUCGAUUCCUCGUUAGUGCGCGGGAACUGAUUAUGUGGCUCGAAGGGGCAAGAGAUCAAAUGGAAACCAAAGAACGUCCGCGAGACGUUCUGGGCGUGGAAUUCCUGAUCAAAGAACAUACCAGUCUGCACAGUGAAAUAGAGGCUCGCGCAAGCAGCGUAGAAUCUUGUCUGGACUUGGGUCGAGCUAUUCUGGCUGAACAUCCCGUGCUGAGCACGGAGACGGUACCUGCUCGCGAUCCAUUGGCCGGACCCCGGGCGGAGGUACGGGAGCGCUGCGUGCAGUUGGCCACUGGACAUUUGCUCGUCAAAGAACUAUGGCGCGAACGCUGGGACCGAUUGCAUUUAUUGCUCGAGGUGCGCCAGUUUGCCCGAGACGCCAAUUCAGCGGAAGUGUGGUUAGCAGGAAAGGAACUACAACUAGAGUCUGCGCGCAGACAGUUGGGCGAGUCCAUUUCAGAAACUCUGAUGCUACUUGGUGCUCAUUACGCAUUCCAACAAACUCUUGUUUCAGCGAAUGAACGCUUUAAUGCGUUGAAAAGAUUGACCACACUUGAAAUACGUGCAAUGGAAUGGAGUCCACAAGAAUCCACUUUACGUGAGCAGGAAAAGCGAGACAAAGUUCGCGAGGUGGUCCGUGAGUUUUUGCCCAGUUAUACGUCUGCAAAACCGGCGACAGCUAUGACCACAACCACAGUGCCUCCUGCCAGCCGCUCGCAAAAGUUGGCCUCGGUGGAUAUGAGAUCAAAGAAA
Echinostoma caproni is the source of this 2463-nucleotide messenger RNA. NCBI's taxonomy places the organism in Eukaryota, Metazoa, Platyhelminthes, Trematoda, Plagiorchiida, Echinostomatidae. The record is from the annotation of a GenBank genome assembly.